Vitis riparia (riverbank grape) is the source of this 3442-nucleotide messenger RNA. RefSeq names its product WD repeat-containing protein 44. Lineage: Eukaryota; Viridiplantae; Streptophyta; Magnoliopsida; Vitales; Vitaceae. Gene Ontology annotation, molecular function: protein binding. The transcript has 7 exons. The record is from RefSeq and is a predicted model, not a curated record. The coding region runs from base 383 to 3046 and encodes 887 amino acids.
AAGGUUGAAAGGGAAAUUUGUGUUUGAGUUUGAUUUGAAUGGGAGAGGAAAACACAUGAGACCGGGUGGCUCUCACACUCACACAAAGACAUACACGACACAACACAACGCUACAUCACACGACACCGUUUCGUCUCGCUCUUUCUCUUCAUCAGAGCCACCGCAUAGGGCUUCGUUCCCUCUCUUUCUCUCUCCAGACUCUAGACAUCGUCGGAUCUAAGGGUUUGGGGGAGUGAGACAAACAGCAGCGUCGAUCUUCGGGAUUUUUCUCUCGGUUUCUCCCGCUUUCUCGCCUGCCAAACACCGGAUCGAACUCGAACGGGACGCUUGAUCGGAUCGCACUCGUUUGGGGCAUUCGCACACAGAUGGGAAUGCCCAAACGAUGAGCAAAGCCGGCGACGAAGACGACGACGACGAGUGUUUCUACGAGUCUCUCGAUCGGGUCCUCUCGUCCUCCUGCUCCUGUUCCUCUUCCAACUCCGAUGAUGAUGCGGAUCCGAAUGCCUCGCCCAAUUAUGCUUCCGAGCACCCCUUUCCCAUCCCCAAAUUCCCCAUUGGUGCUUCCAAAUACGAUAUCUGGAUCUCCGAGCCUUCCUCCAUUGAAGAGCGCCGUUCGCGUCUUCUUCGCGAAAUGGGCCUUAGCAACGACCCGUCUCUGUCCCGGGUAAAACCCACCGCUGAUCGAAGUAACGGCGAUAUUGGCCGAUCGGUUUCGUCCGAUCGAUUGGCCGGUCAAGGAGAGGCUGGUGUGGUCAUUUGUCGAUCGAAAUCGGACGGUGCAAAGGAUCAGUGUAAUUCGUCAGUUUGUUCUCCUCCAAUUCUUUCUAUUUGUUCGGUUGUAAAUAAUAGCAAACUUGUUAAUUCGCGAAGUAGUGGAAGUAAUGGAUCUCCGAUUGCCAAUGCUGCUUCUGCUUCGCCCAAUAAGCCUCCCACCGGAAAAAUGUGUAGGCGGGUGGAUGAAACUAGGGGUGAUUCCACAAAAUCGGAGCCUAGUUUUGGUCGCAAUUCUUUUUCUGGUUCUGGGAAUGGGACUGGUGGAGAGUGUGAUGAGGAUUCGGAUUGUAAUGUGGUUGCGAGGACAGUCCCUCAUGACCAAGUAUGCACAAUUAAGAAUCUUGAUAAUGGGAAGGAGUUUGUUGUGAAUGAGCUUAGGGAAGAUGGUAUGUGGAACAAGCUUAAGGAAGUGGGGACAGACAGGCAAUUGACUAUGGAGGAGUUUGAAAUGUGCGUUGGGCAUUCACCUAUUGUUCAAGAAUUGAUGAGGAGGCAAAACGUGGAGGAGGGUAAUAAGGAUAAUUUGGAUAUAAAUGUUAAUGGGGGUGUUGGGGGUGGAUCGAAGUUGAAAAAGAAAGGGGGUUGGUUCAAGAGCAUCAGGAGUGUUGCUAGUUCGGUGACUGGGCAUAGAGAGAGACGGAGUAGUGAUGAGCGGGAUACAUCGUCUGAGAAGGGUGGACGGAGGUCGAGUUCUGCCACAGAUGAUAGCCAGGAGGUUUCAUUCCAUGGUCCAGAGAGAAUUAGGGUUCGGCAGUAUGGGAAGUCAUGCAAAGAGCUUACUGCACUUUAUAAGAGCCAGGAGAUACAAGCCCAUAAUGGGUCAAUUUGGAGUAUUAAGUUUAGUUUGGAUGGCAGGUAUCUUGCAAGUGCAGGUGAGGAUUGUGUUAUUCAUGUGUGGCAGGUUGUUGAAACUGAGAGGAAAGGGGAUCUAUUGACAGAGAAACCAGAAGAUGGGAAUUUGAAUCUUUUGUUUGUGGCCAGUGGAUCCCCAGAACCAACUUCAAUGUCACCAAAUGUGGACAACAAUUCAUCAGAAAAAAAGAGGAGGGGGAGGUCAUCUGUAAGCCGGAAAUCAGUGAGUUUGGACCACAUUAUGGUGCCAGAUACUGUGUUUGGGCUUUCAGAAAAGCCUUUUUGUUCAUUCCAAGGACAUGGUGAUGAUGUGCUUGACCUUUCAUGGUCCUCCAAGUCUCAGCAACUGCUCUCAUCUUCAAUGGACAAAACAGUUCGGUUGUGGCACUUGUCCAGCAAGUCCUGCUUGAAAAUAUUCUCACACAGUGAUUAUGUAACUUGCAUCCAGUUUAAUCCUGUUGAUGAUAGAUACUUCAUUAGCGGAUCCCUUGAUGCUAAGGUUCGCAUUUGGAGCAUACCCGAUCGUCAAGUUGUUGAUUGGAAUGAUCUGCAUGAGAUGGUCACUGCUGCCUGCUAUACUCCAGAUGGUCAGGGUGCAUUAGUUGGGUCAUACAAAGGGAGCUGUAGAUUAUACAACACAUCUGAAAAUAAGUUGCAGCCAAAAGGUCAAAUAAAUCUGCAGAAUAAGAAAAAGAAACCUCAUCACAAGAAAAUCACUGGUUUCCAGUUUGCACCAGGAAGUUCAUCAGAAGUGCUUAUUACAUCUGCAGAUUCACGAAUUCGGGUCAUUGAUGGUGUUGAUCUGGUUCACAAGUUCAAAGGGUUUCGCAACACAAACAGGCAAAUCUCCGCCUCUGUCACAGAAAAUGGAAAAUAUGUGGUCUGUGCAAGUGAGGAUUCUUAUGUGUACGUGUGGAAACAUGAAGGUGGUACCCGACCAGGCAGAAGCAAAGCCAUUACUGUGACUCGCUCAUAUGAACAUUUCCACUCGCAAGAUGUUUCAGUGGCCAUCCCUUGGCCUGGCAUGGGCGAGACAUGGGAACUGCAAGAUAGUUUCUCAGGAGAGCAAAUCGGUCUUGGCAGCCAUCUUGAUGAGGUCUCUACUGCCAAUCAUCCCCCUACACCUGUAGAGUAUAUUAAUGGUGAUGAGGGUUCACCAUCAGUAUCUGUAUGUACCAGCAGCCCCCUUAAUGGAACCAUUUCUAGUGCAACCAACGGUUACUUCUUUGAUAGAAUAUCCGCAACGUGGCCUGAGGAAAAACUGCUUUUGGCUACAAAGAACACAAGCCCUCAUGCCAGUGUGGACUUUGCCAAUGGGGUAAACCCCCAUCGGUCCGCCUGGGGUAUGGUCAUUGUAACUGCUGGCCUCAGAGGCGAAAUUAGAACUUUCCAGAAUUUUGGAUUGCCAGUUCGGAUAUGAGGGGGCUGAUGAAGAAAAUCAACCAGAUCCUCAACAACGAUGGGAAAAUCGGUGAUACUUGAUUUUACCCCCCCUCUACUUGGCAAAAUGUGUACAGAGAAUAUGUGGUGAGAUUUGUAAUAUUAGCGAGUUCCUUUUUCUUGCUUCCAUUUGCUUUGUGCUUGUCGGAUGUGGGGAAUAGAAUGGAGAGCCGGUCCGACUUGGCAUUGGAAAAAAAAUAGAUUUGUCAAAAAGAAGAGGAAGAAAAAAAAAGCCAAAAAAAAAAAAAAAAAAAAAAAAAAAAAAAACACUACACCUUGAAUUUAGGGGACCGAUGGAUUUAUGUAAUCGGGAAUUGUAGAGUUAUGAGCAGGGGAAAAAGCUUAUUAAAUUUAAAUGGAAUUCUUUUACAAUUCA